Molecule: messenger RNA, 1163 nt
Organism: Hyaena hyaena (striped hyena)
Lineage: Eukaryota; Metazoa; Chordata; Mammalia; Carnivora; Hyaenidae
Product: aldo-keto reductase family 1 member C3 homolog
Exons: 9
Coding region: 1-975 (324 amino acids)
Biological process (GO): daunorubicin metabolic process; prostaglandin metabolic process; progesterone metabolic process
Cellular component (GO): cytosol
Molecular function (GO): ketosteroid monooxygenase activity; aldose reductase (NADPH) activity; androsterone dehydrogenase [NAD(P)+] activity
Source: RefSeq, a predicted model, not a curated record
AUGAACUCAAUGAAACUCUGCUCUGUAAAGCUGAACGAUGGGUUCUUCAUGCCCGUGCUGGGAUUUGGCACCUCUGCUCCUAGUAAGGUUGCUAAGAGCGACGUGGAAGAGGCUGUCAUGAAAGCAAUUGAUGUAGGCUACCGCCAUUUUGACUCCGCUUACUUUUAUCUAAAUGAAGAAGAGAUUGGGAGGGCCAUCCGGAAGAAGAUUGCUGAUGGCUCUGUGACGAGAGAGGACAUAUUCUACACUUCGAAGGUGUGGGGAACCUUCUUCCGCCCAGAAUUGGUUCAAACCAGCCUGGAAAUGUCACUGAGGAAACUUCAGCUGAGCUAUGUGGAUCUUUAUCUUGUGCAUUUCCCAAUACCUUUGAAGCCCGGGGAGGAGCUCAUCCCGAAGGACAAACAUGGAGAAGUCAUCUUCGACACAGUGGAUUUCUGUUCCACGUGGGAGGCCAUGGAGAGGUGUAAGGAUUUAGGGCUGGCCAAGUCCAUCGGGGUGUCCAACUUCAACCGCAAGCAGCUGGAGAGGAUUCUGAACAAGCCAGGCCUCAAGUACAAGCCCGUGUGCAACCAGGUGGAGUGUCACCCUUACCUCAACCAGAGCAAACUGCUGCAGUUCUGCAAGUCCCAAGACAUUGUGUUGACUGCGUACGGGGCCUUGGGGUCCAACUCAGGGAAGGAAUGGGUGAGCAAGGACAACCCAGUUCUUCUGGAAGACCCAGUACUCAAUGCCAUUGCUGCAAGACACAGGCGGACCCCAGCCCAGGUGGCCCUGCGCUACCAGCUGCAGCGGGGAGUGGUGCCCUUGGCCAAGAGCUUCAAUGAGAAGAGGAUUCAGGAGAACUUUCAGGCCUUAGAUUUCCAGCUGACACCAGAGGACAUGGAAACUCUAGACGGUCUAAACAGGAACAUUCGCUAUUUUCCAGAUACUCCAUUUAGCUGUCAUCCGGAUUACCCGUUUUUUGAUGAGUAUUAACAACGAUGUUGGUGCUUGUCCCAGAGUUGAUUUUGGUUGAUGAUUGGCGAACACCAGGCAUCUGGUUUAUCCCAUGUUGCUGACUAAUCAGUCACAAGGUGACCUGAGUCCCCAGGCCAGGAAAUGAAAGUCUCUAAGCCCAGUCUUUUCCUUCCAAAGUAAAUGAAAAUACAUUUCAAACAACCUCA